GAAUGCCUGCCGUCUGCAGCCCUGGCAUGGUGCCUGUGGCCAUGCCCCCACCAGCCGUGACUGCUCAGCCCCGCUGUAAUGAGGAGGACCUGAAGGCCAUUCAGGACAUGUUCCCCAACAUGGACAGGGAGGUGAUCCGCUCUGUGCUGGAGGCUCAGAGAGGAAACAAGGAUGCCGCCAUCAAUUCCCUGCUGCAGAUGGGCGAGGAGUCCUAGACUCACCUCUGCCCAUGCCUCAUGCCACCAGCCCUUUGGACCUGACCUCCCAGGGCUCCCCAGGGUCAUUAUCCCAACAAGAUUCCUAUGAAAGACCACCCAUGUACCCCUUCCUUGGACAUCUGUGCCACCCCCUUCCCACCUGUUUUUGGGAUGCAUGUGGGUUUUCGGUUCCCGGCAGCCCUCUUUGCCAUUGGUGGUGAAUGGGGUAGCUCCCUUCUUGUCUUGGGUUAGGUGAUGGUGGUGCAGUCCUGUCACAGCACAGACCCAUGCUUCUGUUGCUUGGGGACCUGUGUCUGUCCUCUUCACACUGUUCUGGAAAGCAUUCUUGGCCACUUCUGUCAGGGCAUUAGAAAUUGUGGAGCAUCCUUCUAGUUGAUGAAUUGCAUGGGGUUAUUCAACUUAAGUGGGAUAGACCUGGUAGUUAAGGAACUCAGAACUCACGUGCACUGACUUGUGGAUUAUUUAGAACUUCGAGCUGAAAGCUCAUGUCCUUCCCCUGAUGUUCUUUGUGAACCUGGGUUACUCACCUGUUCUGGGCGAAUGAGCUGUGCUUCCCAGCAAUAGCCAGCAGGCCCGGGCUUUUGCCUGGCUUACCUGGUCACUGUCCAGCCAGGCCUCAGCCAUAGAUUCCAACAGGAAUACAGAAUGAGUCCAAACCUAAUGUGUGACAGAAGCCUGAGGCUGGCUGGGCUCUGCCUUGCCCUCUGCAGGCUGCUGUCUGUCUCCUGCUGUUUCAUGCCAGCUCUGUGGGAGUUACCCCAGGCGCUUCUUGCCUCAGAGCCUGGAGUCGGUGAAAGAGGCAGGUGCAGCACUGUAUGUUUACUAAAGGGUGUUCAGGCAUUGUGGCCACUACUGUCCUAAUGUAAGAGAUGCUGUGCACCAUACCGUAGUUCAGUUUGGGUGAUAGAAACGGCGCAUGUAACACUUUCAACUUUUCAAAACCUAGUGUACCGGCCACUUGGUCCCUCCGUGUUACAACUUGGUUACAGACCUUUUGACCCCUGUCUUGGCUACAGACUUAAGGUUUAGGGACAGGGUGAGUUACACCUUGUGUUAAGACUCGGAACCUUGAGAGCAUUCUCAAAAGUGAUGCACUUUAAAAUAUGCAUACUUCAUUGAAAAGCUAGCGCGCAUUGUUGCAUGUUUGUGGUGUUACAAUUUUGCAUUAAAUUGCAGUUGCUUCUCAUUCUUCCACGUAUUUGCACCCAGACUUUGGAUACAAGACCCUGCCAAUAUGGGCAUGAAGAUAAAUCCACCAGUUUCAGCUUCUGACAAAGAUUUAGAAUAAGGAAGUUCAUGGUGAAAUUUCAAGUUUUUUUCCCCCCUUCUAAAAAUUUAGGAUAAGAUUUAAUGUCAGCUAGAAAGCUCUGCUUACUGCUAUCUAGGGAGGUGCUUUUUGUCAAAUAUAUUAUUCCCAAAUAUUUAUUUUUGUAAACCUGAAGGAGUGUGUGGUGGUGGCAUGGGUGUUGGAUUUUAUGACUAUUAAGUCUCAUGAUGGAGGAGAAAGACGCCAGUGUUUAAGUAGAUUCUCCCACUCACUUUAACACAGCUGGUCACUGGAAUUCUUCAUUCCAGACUCAUAUGGCCUUGUGUCUAUAUAGCAGAUGCCCUCCCGUGGUGGGGGGCAUGUCAGGAAGGACAGGACCACUCCUGGUGGUCCAUCCAUCUAGUGCCACCAGCAGACUUGGCGCAGAAUGGAGCGUGAGCCUGCAGUGACGGCUUUCAAGUCCCGGGUGUGGCUGCACAUGCCAGCUUCUGCCUUAAUGUUGCUGGGCUGCCUGAGUGUGCGGCUGCCUCACUCACAUGUGGCUCUGUGAGGUGUGUCCUGGAGAGUGUCACCAGGCACCAGCCGCCAACCCUGGAGCGGCCACCAAGGCACCCAUAAUGGCAGCACUUGUAGUUGGCACUCACAUGCAGGAGAGUGAUAGUUAUAAGGUAGAUUUCAGACUGAACUUACACAGUCUCUUCCCUUUUUCAUGAACACUUUAUUUUUUUAAUAGAUUGAAGAGAGAUCACAUUUUAUAAGGCCUUUAGUUAAUAAGACUCUUCUUUGUUUUGUGCUGUUCUUGUUGUAAAUGUAAUAUGUCCCUGCCUGUCCAGGACAGGGUGUCAUGGCAGUGCUCAUUAGCACCUGCCUGGGAGCCUGGGCCUACGAGCACAGUUCACUUGACCCUCUGUCCUGGCCUGUGUCUGGUAUGGAUGAAAGGUUAUCACAACCUGGAAGGAGUGGCUUGGCUGAGACCACAGCAGACUGGGACAGAUGUAGAUAGGCUCCUGACUAGGGAUCUGGGCUCUGCCUAGGUUUUGUUGCCAACUCUUGCUUGUGUGUGCAGAUGCAGGUCGAUAGUAAAGCCAUGUAGGACGUUGGGUGGGAGCAGCCCAUGGGCCGUUUCCACUGUGGGUGGGGUCUGCACAGCCGGCUAUGCUUUUUUCUAAGGGAGAUGCUGUUUUUUAGAGUCAGAGCCCGUUGUGUGUCCAUGGUCUGACAUGACCUCUGGCUUCCAUCUUACCAUGUGAGUGAUGACUGGCCAGAGAAGUGUGUUGUGUAGUUGGGUUCUGCCCACCUUCUCUCAAGGCCACCUCUUCUCUGUGGAUUCUGGUGUCGACUGAGAUACACCGCGUGGUGUUGUUGGGAACAAUUCACAGAACUUGGCGUUCCUGGUAAUUGGGGGGAGGGGUCCAUGUCCAGAUUCUUCUUUGAUUGUAAAAUAUAUUUUUACCUUUUAGCCUUCUAAUUUAAUAAGUGGUCCAUAUAAAAAUAAAUAAAUAAAGUCCUUCAAGGGAAUGUUUACCAUUUUUGUUCUUGAGUGUUUUUUAAUGUAGCUCAUGCUAUGCAGGAGUAAUGAACCAGUCA
This is a messenger RNA of Castor canadensis (American beaver), 3072 nucleotides long. Lineage: Eukaryota; Metazoa; Chordata; Mammalia; Rodentia; Castoridae. The record is from RefSeq and is a predicted model, not a curated record.